Molecule: messenger RNA, 1068 nt
Organism: Iphiclides podalirius (scarce swallowtail)
Lineage: Eukaryota; Metazoa; Arthropoda; Insecta; Lepidoptera; Papilionidae
Source: the annotation of a GenBank genome assembly
AUGAAACCGGCCAUUCUGGUGACUGGUGGUGCUGGUUACGUGGGAUCCCACACGGUGGCCGCCCUCCUCGAGAGAGCGGACGCGGCCGACACCGAGAUCGUGGUGGUGGACAACCUUAGCAACGCGUACAGGGCCGAAGGUCAGAAGAUGCCCGAACCCCUCAGGAUAAUAGAAGAGCUCACCGGCGGCAGGAUACACUUUUACGACGCGGACAUCAGAGACGCGGCCGCCCUGUCCAGAAUUUUCGAGAACCACAACGUGGACUGCGUCAUCCAUUUCGCGGCGCUGAAGGCAGUGGGCGAGUCCGUGCAGAAACCACUCGAAUACUACCAGGCGAACAUAAACGGAACGUGCACCCUUUUCGACGUGAUGCGCAAAUUCGGCGUCUACAAGCUCGUGUACAGUUCCUCGUGCACGGUGUACGGGGAGCCGCAGAGGCUGCCCCUCAACGAGGGGCACCCCACGGGCCAGGGCCUGACCAGCCCCUACGGCAGGUCCAAGUACUUCUGCGAGGAGAUCAUGAAGGACAUCUGCACGAGCGACAAGAAAUGGAUGGUGAUCUCGCUUCGCUACUUCAACCCGGUGGGCGCCCACCACAGCGGCCGCAUCGGGGAGGACCCCGCUGGCGUCCCCAACAACCUGAUGCCCUUCGUGGCGCAGGUGGCAGUCGGGCGGCUGAAGGAGUUGCUGGUGUUUGGAAACGACUACCCCACUUCUGAUGGAACGGGGGUGAGGGACUACAUCCACGUGGAGGACCUGGCGCAGGGGCACGUGAAGGCCAUCAAGCUGUUCCGGCAGCCCGGCUUCGGCGGAUUCCACGCUGUCAAUCUGGGCACCGGCACCGGCUACUCGGUGCUACAAAUGGUGAGGGCCUUCGAAGUGGCUAGCGGCCGCCAGAUCCCGUACAAGAUCGUCGGCAGGCGCGAGGGCGACAUCGCCGCCAACUACGCGGACGUCUCGCUCUCGCACAGGCUGCUGGGCUGGCGUGCGACAAGGACGCUAGAGGACAUGUGCGCCGACACGUGGCGCUGGCAGAGUAAUAACCCCGACGGCUUCAAAUGCAGCAAC